AUGGCAUAUCAGCCCCAGGAUCCAUAUAACAGACAAGCAGCUAUACGGCAAUUACUCUCCAACCCACAGUAUGAAGCCCAGUACCCUCUUCAACAGUCCUCCAGGCCGACAUCGGAUACGUACGGUCUUUACCACGCGAACGCAUGCCAAGCGAAUAGCACCAUCGCGCCCUCUGGCGGCGCACUUCAGCACAGGCAACCGAUCCCUCAAUUGCAGACACAGCAGCGAGCUUAUGCCGUAGCGAUCCCGGCACCUUCAGACUCGACCCAUCAGCUUGCAGUCUAUGCCAGCAAUGGGUAUACCGGCAGUCAAACUAUGCCGCCGCCGCCUCCAUAUCACACUCCGCUCGAUUAUCAGCUGCUCUUGCUUUCUCUAGCUGAGGAGUACUUCGCUGCAGCGCAUGGCUAUGGCUCGAUGGCAGACAUAGUCCGCAGAGAAACUGAAACGCAUUCCUACUACAAGAUGAUGGCAACCGGGUUAGGAUGUCUCGAGGUUGUCUUGAAGCAUUUCAAAAUGCAGCCCGAGAGAGAAGCCAUAGUGAGACUGCGGUAUGCCACCAUCCUUUUCGAGGAGACGGAGAACACCAUAGAAGCGGAUGAAGCUCUAGGCAAAGGAAUUGUACUUUGCGAUCGCCAUCGUUUCUUUGAUCUCAAAUACAACAUGCAGCAUCUGCUUGCUCGGAUCCUGUUCUCAAAGACCCCUCGGGCUGCUUUCAAAUUUCUCGACGGAAUCUUGAAAGAUGCCGAGGCUUAUCAACAUAUCGCAUGGGUCUACGCCUUCCGGUUUCUCAAGGUCUCGAUGCAUCUUGAGCUUUCAUCUCAUCAGGAUCUGAUCGCAGCCCUCAACCUGCUGAAAAGUAUCAUAUCUAUUUCCAGUGACUAUGGGGACAAGGUCAUCCUCGCUGUCGCCACCACUCUCGAGGCCUUGACCUGCCUAAAGAUAUCUAGUAAUGCUGAGUAUAUCGAGGAAGCGCAGCGAGCGUUGGCUGGCGUAAGAAGUCUACAGCUGGAUCCUGCAACAGGAGAGCUACAUCAGUUGACAGUCUUAAUAUCUUUUGUAGAUCUAUGCUGCCAACUGCAACAAUUCGAACCUCAUCAAGCAGUAUCAAAAAUGCAGAUCAUGCAGAAUGCACUAAAGACCGUGGAUUCAAGUCGAUUGUGGACUGAUGACGGAUCAUUUGCUAUCCCCAUACCAGCCACGAGAAUGCCGUCGUGUAAGAGCCAAUCUGGUGUUGUUCGGAGAAGAAACAACGAUUCGAUCGUCUUGAUGUUCAAUUGGAUGCCAAAAGAAGAUAUUUACAAUGUUGGGUACCUCCUCGGCGGUGCCUCCAUGGCCAACCGCAAUACAGUGGAUGGUCAGAAGUCGGAGCAUAUGCUCGAGGAGGGUAUCAAAAGACUAGAGUGGACGCAACGAGAACAUAGCAAAGUACCCAAGUCUAUCGCGCUCGCGUCCUCUCAGCAAACUUGGCGGGAACACAUGACUUGCUACAUGCGACUCUAUCUCGCAUUCACGCUAUGUGCUAGGACGUCGUGGUCGGCGGCCAAAGAGCAGCAGGCUAAGAUCGAGGCCAGCGUCGGAUCGAUGGUCAAUACUCCAGAGCCCCUACUUCUACUCACAGUAUAUCUUGAAGCGGUCAUCUACCAAGGAAUUGGCAACCUUGCGGAAGCCCUCUCGCUGUACCAAAGCUCCAUUCUAUCUCUUCCAGCACCUCCUGAGCAACGGUCACGCUCCCAAAUAUCCUUGGACAUCUCCAUCCUCUCUACUCUCAACACGAUAUUAAUCAUCCGCUCGCCUUCUCACUCCCAAAACCAUCUUGUCCCUUCGCUCGUAUCAAACCUCGAACUCCUCUGUCUGCAGAACCGAAACCACCAGAUUUGUUCUGCCUACCAUCUCGUCGCCGCUACCACCUCAUCGGACACCAUUCUCCUCACAAAGCAGUAUCUCCAAUCCGCCCUUCAAGCCUCUAAGCAAACUGACAAUAAACAUCUUAUGUGCAUGGUCCUCAAUUUUAUGUCCUGGAAAUUCUUCCGUGGCGUUGUGGGCGAGCAGGCGGAGAGGAGCGCUCGAGCCAGCCAGAAUCUAGCUCAGCAAUGUAUGAAUGUCCUGUGGAUGAGUGUUAGCGCGGGCCUGUUGGGUGAUACGCUUGAGGUGGCGGGGAGAAACGAGGAGGCGGAGAGGGCGAAGCAGAGUGGGUUAAAAACUUCGGCUAAUCUGCCACAGGCAUUGCAGGAAGCGAUGAAUGGACGUUUUGACGGGCAUGAUGUUCCCAUGCAGGAAGAGGGAGAGAAUUAUGAAGUUACUAUGAAAGUGAAGGGGUGA
Molecule: messenger RNA, 2319 nt
Organism: Letharia columbiana
Lineage: Eukaryota; Fungi; Ascomycota; Lecanoromycetes; Lecanorales; Parmeliaceae
Exons: 2
Coding region: 1-2319 (772 amino acids)
Biological process (GO): mitotic sister chromatid cohesion; maintenance of mitotic sister chromatid cohesion
Cellular component (GO): chromatin; SMC loading complex
Molecular function (GO): double-stranded DNA binding
Source: RefSeq, a predicted model, not a curated record